CAUCACGAGAGCACGCCGGGAAUCUCUCUCUCCCUCUCUCUCCAUCUUUUUCUCUUUUUGUUUUUCUUACUGGGACCCUGCGAUUUUUUUUUCCUUUUGUUUGUUUGUUUUUCAACAUUUGGCGGCUUCUUUCCCAUCAGAUGAGCGUGGACUGUUUUGGCAGCAUGACGGAACCCGCGCCGUUCGUUUGUGGAUAACAAUGAUGAUGGCACGAUUCAAACGCACAUUGUCGCGGAGUUGCAGCUGAGGAUUUCACUCAAAACUCGGACUGGACCUCUCCUCAGUGAUGGAAACAAAUGAGAUCGUGCUGCUCAAACUUUUCGUUGUUGGGAUUUUGGUAAACGCUUGGAUGAUGAGAGGAGUGUCAGGAGCAGAGACGCUGGGGCCCACGUCACCACCGCCUCCUCCUCGGGUGUGUAACGAGUCCCGUCUGCAGUGGGAGGUGGAGAUCUGUGGGGAGCACUUCAAAAAGGACAUGGCUCUGAUCCAGCCCCAGUACUGGUGCAACCUAACAUACUUCAUCAGUGAGUACUACCUCUUCACUCACUGCACCGAAACCAAGUCGUCCAACGUGGGCUGCUACUGGCCCAACCCACUGGUGGAGGGCUACAUCAUCCGCAUCCACAAGCUCUUCUUCUCCAACUGCACCCUGGAGCAAGUGGUGUGGGUGGACCCUCCAGACGACACCCUCAUUGUCCUAAUCCUAAUCCCAAUAUUCCUCACUUUGGCCAUGAUUGCACUGGUGGUAUGGUGCAGCAAAAGGAGUGAUCUUUUAGCGUAAGAACUGGCAGAUCGAGCUCAUAUUCCGGGGCCAAUUAUCAAGUAGCACUUCCAAACCAAAAUAUGUUGCGACAAGGGAAAUCUACAGUUCAAAGCAUUGUACAAAAGACCAAAAAUGGGGGAGAAAAGGACAGAUAUUGAGCUAAAUUAUCGUCUUUGAUUUUGCUGGGCAUCUUGUCCAACGGGACUUCCAGCGAAAUGUCAGGGCAUUAUUUAAAGCUCUUUAAGAUCUCAACUGCCAACCUCCGACCUUUUUUUCUUGGAGCACAGUUUUUUUGAAGGCCAAAGCAUCACCGAGCAUCAAAGGAUCAUGGGAAAAUAGAAGACCCCUUAAGGACUCCAAAUGUAACAUACAGUAGACUUUAACUUAAAACAGCAUGAUUUUUAGGGAUCACAUUGACCAAAUCUGGAGCAUUGCGAUGAGUGAACUGUCGUCACUGGAUACAAAGGAUACACUGGUGCGUUGGGACCCAAAGACGAGCAACUUUGUAAAUAUAUUUUAUCAAUAACUUAUGAAAAACUAUUCUGCAUACAAAGAGGGACAGUUGUGUGUACAGUGGGUGUGCUGUCUACUGUAUUGUCACUGUGUGUUUCUGUUAAAUCACUGUUUUUUAAUGAAGAUCUUCGGGGGAAAAAGGGAGUUUGAAUUUUUGUGAUUUUUCAUGUUUCUUGCACAGCUGUCACACGCCUCAAGGCUAACUUUUAUAAAUUCUGCUCAAAGAUGUUUUCACCUGCUCUGUCUCUCACUGAAACUCCUCAGAUUAAA
Molecule: messenger RNA, 1546 nt
Organism: Boleophthalmus pectinirostris (great blue-spotted mudskipper)
Lineage: Eukaryota; Metazoa; Chordata; Actinopteri; Gobiiformes; Gobiidae
Product: receptor activity-modifying protein 3
Exons: 4
Coding region: 287-781 (164 amino acids)
Biological process (GO): receptor internalization; G protein-coupled receptor signaling pathway; cellular response to hormone stimulus
Cellular component (GO): membrane; signaling receptor complex; cell surface
Molecular function (GO): coreceptor activity
Source: RefSeq, a predicted model, not a curated record